This is a messenger RNA of Drosophila kikkawai, 1654 nucleotides long. RefSeq lists its product as uncharacterized. Gene Ontology annotation, molecular function: protein binding. The record is from RefSeq and is a predicted model, not a curated record. Lineage: Eukaryota; Metazoa; Arthropoda; Insecta; Diptera; Drosophilidae. Gene Ontology annotation, cellular component: nucleus.
AUUCACUCGGCCACAUUAUUUGUCUUAAAAAAAAGAAAUAAAUAUAUAAAUAGCUUGUGGCUACAAAAAAUCGUCUAAAAAAUAAGAAUUCAGACCCGAAAAGUAAAAAAAUAGUGCCAGCCAGCACUACUCGUUCGAGCCAUGUCUAAAUCCAGUGCAGCACGCUGGGUAAAGUUCUUCAAUGCUGCUGGCAUCCCAUCGCCGGCGGCCGCCGGUUAUGCUCAUGUAUUCGUGGAGAAUCGCAUCCAGGACGACAUGCUGCUGGAUCUCAACAAGGAGUACUUGCGGGAGAUGGGAAUCACCCCGAUGGGUGACAUAAUCGCCAUUCUCCGCCAUUCGAAGAGUGUCUGUGAGCAGAAUGCCCGGGACAAGGUUCUGACCCCGGAGCCAGUCCAGCCAGUUGCCUCCAGAGCGGUGGCUUCGCCGGUGGUCAAGUCGCAGGUCGCUUCGGUGGGCGCCAAAGCAAAGGUUUCGCCGCCCGCCAAGCCGGCGAGGCGGGUGCUGCCCGAGCACGAGGGAAAGUACAAAGUGACAUUACCCUCCGGAACCACGGAGCGCAGCAAACAGAUUUUGGCCAAGCGGGAGAAACUUUAUUCCGAUCGCGUGAGCAGCUCUAAAAAGACGGACAUCUUCUCACGCCUAAACGCAAACUCAGGCGAGGACGAGGCCCAGGAGGGCAUCGUCUCCAGCUCAGGCGAGAGCAACGUGCGGGUGCACAUCACCGGGGCAACAAAGCUGGCGGACACGUCCAGCAACAGUUCUGUAUUCGCGCGCCUCGGCGGAAAGCAGUCAACCGACUCGCCUGGCCAGGCCACCCUGACCAAGGAAAUUAAAUCCAUCCUGAAGAACAGUCAGCGAUCGGGGCUGGCCGGAGGUGUGACAAAGAACUCGCCCAUCGUCAAGGCCAAGAGGGUGGCGCCCGCAGCAUCUCUCAUGAAGUCGCAGCAGAAGGUUAUGCUCGUCCACAAGGUCCCACUAAAAAGGGGCGACGAUGAGGACGACAGCAUGAAUAAUGAUGAAAGCGAUGAGGACAACUACUUUUCCAGUGCUGAGAGCGAUGACAUCGAAAUGGCUGUCAGCGAGAAGAUUGUAAAGUUCGCCUCCACGGCGGAGGUUCGAGAAAUUGCCCCAGAGCCAUCAAACAAAUCCAGGCAGGGCAAGAACUUUGCCAAUAACAUCAAAUCAAGGCUGGGAAUGGUAUCCAAACUUCACGCCACCAAGAAGACCUACAACUUGAAGGCGUCGCCUACUAAGAAAGCACAGGGUCCCGUAAAGGGCAAAGCCAUACGUAUGAGAAGCGAUGAGUUAUUGACUCGCCAGGACACGCUGCCCGUACACAAGCGCCUAGGCAGCAAUAACUCAGCUACACCUCCCACCAGGCUUCCACCAGCACCGCACCGCCAGCACCAGCAGCAGCCGCAGCAGCAUCGGCGGGAGCCGCACCAGAAUAAAAAAUAUGCACCUCCACGGCGUCAUAACAGCAUGAAUGCUGGUUACAACAAGCCGCGCGGACAAUCCAACAGCUCUGUCUUUGACCGCCUGGGCUUUAAUAAUUCAAUGUAAGAAAUCUAAGUAAACUGAUGUCUCUAAUAGUUUGUUUUAAGUUCAAUGCCCUUAAUUAAUUUUGUCAGUAAAUCAUGUUCGAAAUAACUUA